AUGUAAGAAAAUUUAAUUCAAAUUGACUUUUCAUAAAUCGAAAGUUUAGAUCCUUGUAUAUAAGGAGGAUACAAGAUAAUAUUCAAUCAAGAGAUACCAUUUAUGAUUAAAUUUCCAGACUAAGAGGAUCAAAGCAUAGUUGAAACUAUUAGAGUUAGAAUAAUGAUAUUGGUAUGACAAUUUAAAUUUAUCAAAAACAGGGAAAUGGAAAAGACUUAUAACAAUUAACAUUAGAGUUGUCAAGUGAAAAUGAUCUAUUUUUCUAUUAUUUUCAUACAGUUGAUAAAGACAACUUUCAAGUUGUAAAAACAAAUUAAAAACUCAAUACAGAUUUCUUUGGUUAUCCUGAAGUAUGUGUGAAAACAUUUAAGAGAUGUUAAUUGGAACAAUAACAGUAAAUAAAAUGAUAAUAUGUAUUAAGUUUUGCACCAGUAUUAUACAUUUAAUAAAAUGCAAGAGCAUAAGUGAGUAUUGUUUAGACAUUGGAAUACAAGGAAUUGACAUUAAUAACUUUUGAAAUGAUUGCUGGAGAUGAAGAAAUAAUUAAAUAACAUGUCUAUUAUAAACAUGGGGCUGUGAAAUCUAAGUUUUAGAUAUUAAAUGCAAAAAUAAAAGAUGUAUAUAUUUUGUUUGAUUGUUAGAUACAUGAAUUAGUAAAAGUGAAGAAUCCAUAAUUAUUGCUUCAUUUAUAAAAAUACCUUCCUAAUUGA
This is a messenger RNA of Paramecium pentaurelia, 710 nucleotides long. The record is from the annotation of a GenBank genome assembly. NCBI's taxonomy places the organism in Eukaryota, Ciliophora, Oligohymenophorea, Peniculida, Parameciidae.